Closterium sp. Yama58-4 is the source of this 1269-nucleotide messenger RNA. The record is from the annotation of a GenBank genome assembly. NCBI's taxonomy places the organism in Eukaryota, Viridiplantae, Streptophyta, Zygnematophyceae, Desmidiales, Closteriaceae.
AUGCCCUCUCUCACGCACACCCUCACGCACACCCUCACGUGCUCUCUCACGCGCUCUCUCACGCGCACUCUCACGCGCACUCUCACGCGCACUCUCACGCGCACUCUCACGCGCUCUCUCACGCGCUCUCUCACGCGCUCUCUCACGCGCUCUCUCACGCGCUCUCUCACGCGCUCUCUCACGCGCUCUCUCACGCGCUCUCUCGCGCACUCUCUCACGCGCUCGCUAACGCACACUCUCACGCGCUCUCUCACGCGCACUCUCACGCAAACUCUCACAUGCACUCUCUCGCGAACUCUCACGCGCACUCUCACGCACACACUCACGCGCACACUCGCGCUCUCUCACGCGCUCUCUCGCGCACUCUCUCAUACGCACCCUCACGCGCUCUCUCACGGGCUCGUACACGCCCUCUCUCACGCGCUCUCUCACGCGCUCUCUCACGCGCUCUCUCACGCGCUCUCUCACGCGCUCUCUCACGCGCUCCCUCACGCGCUCUCUCACUCACACUCUCAGGACACUCUCACGUGCUCGCUCUCGCGCACUCUCACGCGCAUUCUCUCUCUCACGCGCUCUCUCACACACACUCUCAGGACACUCUCACGCGCUCGCUCUCGCGCACUCUCACGCGCAUUCUCCCUCUCACGCGCUCUCUCACGCGCUCUCUCACGCACACCCUCACGCAUACCCUCACGCGCUCUCUCACGCGCUCCCUCACGCGCUCUCUCACGCGCUCGCUCACGUGCUCCCUCACGCACUCCCUCACGCACGCGCUCCCUCAGCCCGCUAGGCGCCAGCGCGCUAGGCGCCAGCGCGCUAGGCGCCAGCGCGCUAGGCGCCAGCGCGCUAGGCGCCAGCGCGCUAGGCGCCAGCGCGCUAGGCGCCAGCGCGCUAGGCGCCAGCGCGCUAGGCGCCAGCGCGCUAGGCGCCAGCGCGCUAGGCGCCAGCGCGCUAGGCGCCAGCGCGCUAGGCGCCAGCGCGCUAGGCGCCAGCGCGCUAGGUGCCAGCGCGUUAGACGCCAGCCCGUUAGGCGCCAGCGCGCUAGGCGCCAGCGCGCUAGGCGCCAGCGCGCUAGGCGCCAGCGAGUUAGACGCCAGCGCGCUAGACGCCAGCGCGUUAGGCGCUAGCGCGAUAGGCGCCAGCGCGUUAGGCGACCAAAGAGGAGAGCAAUGGGAGUGUAAUGCUAAGAAAAUUCAGCAUAGAAAACUUACGAAGAAAGUAGAAAACCUAUUAAAAUUCGGCGGGAGGAGGGAGGUAAAAAGGUCCUAG